AUGAUUGCCAAAGGCAUUUGUGGGCUCAUCUGCCUGCAAUUCUUAUACAUCGUGGGCGCAUUGGGGGGGAAAUACGAUCCAUUGCAAGCUCACACCAAUGUUGACAAAGACGCCACCAUCGCCAUUAGACGGGCUCUACACGAGGCUAGAGGGACGACAUACUCGAUGAACCAGACUCUGUUGACAAAGAGUUGGGCAAAUGCUACUAUAUUUUCCAUCGGAGCAAGCACCGAAACUUCUGCUGGGUCAAAAAACGGGACAGUAAGCCUGCAAUCUGGCCUAGAAAUUGUUUGCAAAGCCUGCUAUAUAAAUGGUACUGUUGGUGGCUAUCUGACAGUCGAGGAUGGGUUCAAUGUCACCACGGUCGUGGAUAGCGCCGAGGCAGAUAUUGCGAAUGUCACGGAUUCUGCACUUUCUCAGCUAGAAGACUUUGCGCGUGAAGCUGCCCGCGAUAUUCUCGAGGACGUCUCCCAGUUCCAAUUGAUCGAUAUACCCGCUUGGCCGACAUUGGAUCUUAACUUCGAUCUAGAUGAGGUAAACGGAUUUCCGGAAGUACAUGCACAGGUCGAGUUCGAUAGCUUGGAGCUCUAUCUGGACCUAGAUCUUCAGCUGUCGACCGGAGCUACCUACACACUAGACCUAUUCACUUCCGAGACCCCAGCAGGAAUAUCGAUUCCUGGUCUUGACGCCGGUGCUAUAUUCCAGGUUUCGCUUGUUCUAAUAGCCCAGGCGGAAAUCGAAAUUGGCAGUGGAAUCCACAUAAAGCUGGAAGAUGGUUUAACGCUGGCUCUGGAGUUGUUCAACAACAAUGUGUCGAGUAUCACCGUACCGGGUGGGCGGAUGGAAUUUCUUCCAGUAACCGUCCAAGGCCAUGGAUCCCUCCGGGCCCUCUUACAAGUCCAAACAAGUAUUGGUUUCCAGAUAUCAACCCCAAACUCGGUCUCCGUGUUCGAGUAUCUCAGCUUUAGUGCAGGGAUUGGAGGGGAAGUAUCCGCGUAUGUGGCCGACUUUCUGUUGCAGAUCGACGCUUCUACAAGCAAUGAUGCCCACUGCGGCUUUGAAGCGGUUGCAGAGUACACCCUUGCUGUGGGUGCUGCUGCGGGGGCGACAGUUGCUGUUGAUACAUACCAAUGGGGCCCCACGCCCAACACCACUGUGCCAGUGUUCUACACCACGCUGGAGAGUAUUUGUGCCGGCUAUAAGAGAUCUCCGGCGACCAUAACACCCUCUGCCACCCUUGGACAGCGAAACGAUCUCGUCACUACUACAAUCUCUACCUCAGCGACGUAUACUAUUGUUGACUGUUCAUCACAAGGGCUCAUCAACUGCCCUGUCUAUCUCCAGCGUACGACAUCGGUGAAGAGCACUAUGACGACUGUUCUCACAGUCGAAUCGGGUAUAGACGCCACAUACCCUGCAAGCACCUUCUCAUCCUUGACCAGUGCUAUUCCUUUUGGAAGUAAUGCUCGCCGACUGGGUUCUACAUCUGGAACACCGGUAUCCUACGUUCCCCCCACUGCGACCGCCACUAGUAACGCCCAUUCCAAGACUGAUGAUGAUCACGACCACAACAACUCUCAUUCCAACAACCACAAAUUGAUUAUCGGCUUGAGUGUAGGACUUGGUUUCCCGGCCGUCGUAGCAUUGGCAGCUGCGCUAUGGUAG
This is a messenger RNA of Aspergillus neoniger CBS 115656, 1665 nucleotides long. RefSeq lists its product as uncharacterized. NCBI's taxonomy places the organism in Eukaryota, Fungi, Ascomycota, Eurotiomycetes, Eurotiales, Aspergillaceae. The transcript is spliced from 3 exons. The record is from RefSeq and is a predicted model, not a curated record. The coding region runs from base 1 to 1665 and encodes 554 amino acids.